Aspergillus wentii DTO 134E9 is the source of this 2665-nucleotide messenger RNA. RefSeq names its product protein phosphatase 2A structural subunit TPD3. The transcript is spliced from 9 exons. Bases 402 to 2249 code for a protein of 615 amino acids. Gene Ontology annotation, molecular function: protein phosphatase regulator activity. Lineage: Eukaryota; Fungi; Ascomycota; Eurotiomycetes; Eurotiales; Aspergillaceae. Gene Ontology annotation, cellular component: protein phosphatase type 2A complex; cytoplasm. Gene Ontology annotation, biological process: protein dephosphorylation. The record is from RefSeq and is a predicted model, not a curated record.
UUUGGGUUUAUCGAGUUUGGAUCACAGGACACAAUUCAAAUUGUCGAGGUAUGUUGUCACUGCUGUUGCUGCUGCUCAAGUGGUCUGCGGCGGCCCAAACCAAACCCCACGAAACCUCGCUCCGGGGGAUCUCACUGACCACUAUCCCUUCCCAUGCUCAUCUACGCCCCUCCCGACAAACAAAAACAAAAAUACUAAUACGAAGUUUGAAUAGUUCUCUUGGAUUGUUGUUCAUUUAAUGACGACCCCCCGUUUCUAGACUCCCUCAAAAGUCCACGGUGUUUGCGUGAUAUCAGGUUGAACAUUAGCCUGAUAUUGAUUCAUCCUGAGGACUUGGACCUGCCACAUCCUCGCCUCUCCGGUCGUUUCUCUAAUCCGACAAGUCACACAAAAUAUCCGCGAUGGAGAGUCAAGGUGAAAACGACGAGCUCUACCCUAUCGCUGUUCUCAUUGAUGAGCUGAAGCACGACGAUGUUCUACUUCGCCUCAAUGCCAUCCACCGCCUUUCUACUAUCGCGUUGGCCUUAGGGCCCGAGAGAACCCGAGAGGAACUCAUCCCAUUCCUUGAUGACUCUGUUGAAGACGAAGAUGAAGUCUUGACUGCACUAAGCGAAGAGUUGGGGAACUUUACAGAAUACGUUGGUGGUCCAGAGUAUGGACAUGUGCUCCUCUCUCCCCUCGAGAACUUGGCAGCCAUUGAAGAGCCUUUGGUCCGAGAGAAGGCCGUCGAAUCCCUCAACAAGAUCGGUGAACAGCUAUCCGAAAAGCAAAUUGAAGAGCACUACGUCCCCAUGGUCCUACGCCUGUCGAAAGCGGACUGGUUCACCUCAAAGGUCUCCGCAACUGGCCUCUACAGUGUCCCAUACAAGAAAGCGCCCCAGCCAAUGCAGCAAAGCCUCAGACAAUAUUUCGGAGGAUUGGUACACGACGAGACGCCGAUGGUGAGAAGACAGGCGGCAAACAAUCUCGCGAAAUUUGUGAAGGAAAUGAAUACACCAGUUGUUAUUGAGGAAAUGAUACCCUUGUUCCAAUACCUUGCGAGCGAUGACCAAGACAGUGUGCGCCUGCUCACAGUGGAUAUUCUCAUUGCCAUUGCCGAGGAAAUCCCCAAGGAACAACAGCCCAGCCACGGUGUUUUGUUGACAUCUUUACGGAACCUCUUUGAGGAUAAGAGCUGGAGAGUUAGAUAUAUGGUUGCCGACAGAUAUGAAAAGAUCGCCAAGGCUGUGCACGAAGAAGUUGUCACUCGUGACAUGGUUCCCUCGUUUGUUAAGCUUUUGAAAGAUACGGAAGCUGAAGUCCGUACUGCGAUUUCUGGUCAAAUCCCGGGCUUCUGCCACUUGAUCGACCGCGAAACUUUGCUUAAUGAGAUUAUGACUAGCGUGGAAGACCUUGUUUCAGAUCCAUCUCAGCAUGUCCGCGCAGCUCUGGGUACCCAGAUCAGCGGCCUUGCCCCGAUUCUCGGAAAGGAAGAGACUAUUUCUCACCUCCUUCCAAUGUUCCUUCAGAUGCUCAAAGACGAAUUCCCCGAUGUGCGCCUGCAUAUUAUCUCGAAGUUGGAGCUGGUUAACAAGGUUAUUGGAAUUGAGCUUCUUUCCCAGUCGCUACUUCCAGCAAUCGUUCAGCUGGCCGAAGACAAGCAAUGGCGGGUUCGCCUCGCCAUCAUCGAAUAUAUUCCUCUUCUUGCCAGCCAAUUGGGCGUUAAGUUCUUCGAUGAGCAAUUGAGCGAUCUCUGUAUGGGCUGGCUUGGUGACACUGUCUUCUCCAUCCGAGAAGCUGCCACUGAAAACCUGAAGAAGCUCACCGAGGUCUUCGGUGUGGAUUGGGCCAAGGGCUCUAUUAUCCCCAAGGUCAUGGCGAUGGGCCAGCACCCCAACUACCUCUACAGAAUGACAACAUGCUUUGCUAUUUCCACACUCACUCCUGUCGUCUCUUUGGAAAUCAUUGAAAAUUCGAUUAUCCCUAUCUUGGAUCGACUUGUGACGGAUGAGAUCCCGAACAUCCGUUUCAAUGUCGCCAAAUCCUAUGCAGUACUGAUCGACACAUUGAAACGCCUGCCAGCCGAGGGGACUAUCGCAGACGCAGAAAAGGCCGGUAAGGUCGAACAGGCUCCACGAAGCCAGGAAGUCAUCCAAAAACGGGUCUUGCCCAGUUUGGAAAAGCUUCAGGAUGAUGACGAUGUGGAUGUUCGAUACUUUGCUACGACAGCUGCAGGUGGCAACGAUGAGACUAUGCAGACCUCCCCAUAAGCUACUGACCAGGACUGGCCAAUGUAUGCCUGCACCCUAUACCCCAUGCACAUGUAGAAAGAAGUCUUUUGGGAUGUGGGUGGCGAAUGAAAAUACAGCUCUCAUGAAACCUGGAGAGCAGCUUGUUAUGUCAGUUUCAAGAAAUAGUCAGCAUCUGAUCAGAUGAAGUGCUUCGUGGCGUUUUGAUUGUAGAGUUUGAUCUGCAUUGAAUAAUUCUGAAAACAAUGAAUGACUGUACCUUGCACUAUAUGACUUGGGCAUGAUACAGAACUAUGUGAUUGAUAUAUGGAACAACCACGUCUCGUGCAGACUAGGAAUUUGAUAGACAACCCUUUCAAUCUUCUGUGUCUUCGUCGGUAAAACAGGUAACAUAGAUAUUUUUUGGGUGACACCUGGGAUAAUGAUAUAAUAUCGCC